GGGCGGGCUACUGUGUGGUUAAUGACGGCUGAUAUCCCAGGUGAGGUCAUUUAGUACAUCAUGGAGACAGGAGGACCAGGGCUGCCUCUCUGCAGGAAUAGCAUGGCCAGGCAAUGCUGCCAGAACGAGGCCCAGGAAAGUGGCAUUCUAUACAGAAACCGCUGAACAUGUGAUAGUAUGUCAACACUGUGCCUCUACCGCUGGGAAACCUUUUAAAACCAAAUGUGGACAAUAAUCCGGAUUGUUCAGCAACAAAUCAGUUUCCUAAUUAAAAGUCCUUCAUAACUCAUUUUACUGAUGGAUCUCAAUAUUGUAUAAUCUUCAUAUGAGACGUCUUUUUUUUUUUUUAAAUCCCAGUAUUGAUUUAUUAUUAUUAUUAUUAUUAUUAUUAUUAUUAUUAUUAUUAUUAUUCAUUAUCCCUUAUUGCAAGCAUUCCUAUUCUGAUACUGACCUCUGCAUUUGAAUAGUGCUACAGCAGCAGCGAUGAGUUGACUUUGGAAACAGUUUUGUACAUUAGACAAUGCAUUUGACAAGGCAAGCUAACCUGGUUUCAUAACAGCAAGCCAACAAGUUAUCAGGAUCCUGGACAAUUGAUUUGGAGGGGCACCCAGUACCACCCCAGCUGCUUGAAACCCAGCCCCCCCCCCCGUUCGAGAGAAACAGACCCAUCGGUCCUUGAUGAGCGGCUGGCACAGUGCCUCCUUGCCAUGGCUCAAUCGUUUGACUCGCCACGCAGGGAGAUGACUAAUGGAUCCCACCCCAGCGGCCAGGCUGGAGGUGCAAACACAGCAACGCGAUACCUGCUGAGGAAACAGUACCGGCUGCAGAACGGGCAGCCCAGGGGAAUCCGAUCCUCCUCUCCGAUGGGCAGGGUGAUCCUGAUAAACUCCUCCGAAGACGGAAGUGAUGAAAGUGAUGCGAUUCAUACCCUGACGGUGGACAAAAGUGCGGAUGGAAAACUGGGUUUCAGCGUUCGAGGAGGGUCGGAGCACGGGCUCGGCAUUUUUGUCAGUAAAGUGGAAGACGCGAGCACUGCAGAGCAGGCCGGUCUGUGUGUGGGUGACAAACUCAUGGAGGUGAACGGGGUCAACCUGGAGAGCAUCACCAUGGGCAGCGCUGUCAGGGUCCUCACGGGGAACAAUCGCCUGCGCAUGGUGGCCAGACGGGUGGGAAAGGUGCCCGGGAUCAAGUUCUCCAAGGAAAAGACCACAUGGGUGGACCUGAUUAACGGACGGAUGAUUGUGGAAGAAAACAGGAGCAGUCCUUCGGAGAGCAGCUCUGAAGCCGGGGUGAGGAGGAUCGUUCACAUCUACACCACGUCCGAUGAUUGCUGUUUAGGAUUUAACAUCCGAGGCGGAAAGGAAUUUGGACUUGGAAUAUACGUCUCCAAGCUGGAUCCCGGAGGUCUGGCUGAGCAAAAUGGGAUUAAAACCGGAGACCAGAUCUUGACAGCCAAUGGAUACAGUUUUGAGGACAUCAGCCAUAGUCAGGCAGUGGAGGUGCUGAAAAGCCACACACACAUCAUGCUGACGAUAAAGGAGGUGGGAAGGUAUCCUGCAUACAAGGAGAUGGUAGCUGAGUACAGCUGGCUUAACAAACUCGGCAACGGGCAACUACAGCAGUCCUCUCAAGCCUCGGACACAAACUCCUCCCUCUCCUCCUACUCCUCGGGGACCCCCCUCAGCUCCAGCAGUGGUAUCUCCCAGAUGCUCCCCCACUACGCCUCUGAGAUGGUUGACGUCUGCAUCUCCACUGAAGACUCACGGCGGCCCAGCUACUCCGAGCGGACAGAGACGGCCAUGCAGACUGACCUCCAGAUUCCCCCCACCAACGCCCUUGACCAGGACAGCCUGCAGCGGUCAGGGAAAACCAUCACCACAGAGACCAGUCGGACUUUAGGGGCCACUGUCCUACUAAAGGACACGGCCAUCCGGACCGAGAGCUUUAAAGAGACGGCCCGGGCCAGGCACAGGACUUUCUCAACAGGAGACUCCGCCGAUGAGCAGCUGGACUCUCCAAAAACCGCUGUGCUCAUGGCACUCAGCAAGCCCAGGAAAACCAUCAGAAGGUCUCAGAGUCACAUCACUGUGCUAGAGGACAAGCAGAAGAAGAAGCAGCAGCAGAAAGGGAAGGUUGCCGGGGAGGGAACAGAUCUGCAGCGCUCCAAGACCUUUGUGAGCCUGCUGUUUAGAAGCGGCCGGACUGGGAAGCAGCAGAAGAGCCCGAGCUCCAGAGAGAAGAGGCAGAACAGCUCUGCAGAGAGGAGGAGCCACUCCAAAUCUCCCUCCCGCUCCGAGGCAGACAGAGAGAGAGGUGGUCCAUUGUCGCUGUCCGGCACGCAGGAGGAGCUGGUCUCAGGGCAUCGGGAGGAGAGUCGGGUUGCCUCUGCUGAGCAGGGGCUUUCUCUGGUGGAGGACAUGGCCAGAAAGCUGCUGAAUGAAGAUGAGGUCUCAGCCAUCACAAGACACUGCCGGAGAUAUGUUUCAGAGAGAGUGGUGGAGGAUCUUGUGAAGCCACUGCUUGUUAUACUGGAUCGCCCCGAGAAGCUGCUGCUGCUAAGAGAGAUAAGAACAAUCAUCCUGCCUACGGACCUGGGCAGGUUUGACAGCAUGGUCAUUCCUUUUGAGCUUGAAGCGUACGACAUUCUGAAGAGCAGAGCAGGUAGGGAAGUAAGGUCUCCAGCCCUCAGGACCCCCCAGAACGGACUGGCACCUAAAAGACAUCUCAUAACUCCAAUCCCAGACUACAGGGGAGGAUUCCACCUAAAGCCACUUCAGGACUUUGAAAACGACAGGCUGCUGAUGGAGGAAAUGGAGAAGCUUAAACUGUCUGGACUGCAGGAUAUCAAACAGCUCCCAUCUAAAGCCUUCACUCCCCUCGAAGAUGUGCCAGUCGACUCCUACACCACAGAAAGUAGCUCCAGCAAACAAACUGCAGCAGCCAGCCCCAUGCGUUCCAACUGGCUGCUUACAGAGUCAGCCCAGAGCACAGAACAGGCCACCACUCACAAAACAGACAUUGGUACAGUCCGCUCCGUUCACUACGAUGGGGUUUCAUUGCACUCCGCUGCAGACAAGAGUUAUACCACUUCAGAAAGGGGGAGGUCCGUGUCCAAGAAAACGGGCCAGACAAAAACGAAAAAGGAAAAAGGGGAAAAAAGUAAAGACUCCUUGUAUACAGUGGUGAACAAUCCUAAGAGGUCCAGGCCUUCGCUGUCUCAGGUCUUUGGGGGCACAGGGUCCCCGCGUGGAGAGGAGCUUGUGAAUGGACACCCAGCUUCCACAGUGACCGGGCUCAACGGUACCACCAGCAUCCCAGUGCAGGAGUAUGAGCAGACCAGCGUAACCAUCUCCAAAACCAAACAGUCCCUAGGAAUCAGCAUCUCUGGAGGGAUUGAAUCCAAACUCCAGCCCGUGGUAAAGAUUGAGAAGAUAUUUCCUGGUGGGGCGGCCUCUUCUUGUGAGAUAUUGAAGGCUGGCUAUGAGCUCCUCUCUGUUGAUGGGACGAGCCUGCAGAACGUGACUCACCAGCAGGCAGUGAACAUCAUCCGGCGUGCAUUCAGCAACAAGACACGGGACCCCAUGGUGUUUGUGGUGAAGGUACCCAAAAAAACAAUGUGAAGAUUGCAGGGCUUGUGCAUCCCUGGUGCUCCCGGCAUCUAGUAACAUCUGACAAUCCAAUUGGAAAAACCCCUUUUAGAUUAACUCAAGUGCCAAAUUAAUUAUUCUUUGAAACAAACUGUAUUUAGAAGCUGUAUCUGUGUACCGUAAUUUGAUAAUUACAUUUAGACUUAACUUUUGCGGUUAACAACAUUAGAGCAAGUUAUCAGAACAGUAUAGUUAAAAAGAAAAUUAAAACAGGGAGAUAAAAAUGCUCUGAAACAAAUUACAAAGCAGCCUGUCCUGAGACGAGGACAGUGGCACUGAAGGGGUUAAUUGCAGACAACUGAUUUGCACGCUGUUUAGGUACAGUAGACAGGACUGGCCAGUCACAGCACCUCAUAGAACUGCUCACCUGUAGACAGGACUGGCCAGUCACAGCACCUCAUAGAACUGCUCACCUGUAGACAGGACUGGCCAGUCACAGCACCUCAUAGAACUGCUCACCUGUAGACAGGACUGGACUGCAGUCACUGCACCUCAUAGAACUGCUCACCUGUAGACAGGACUGGACUGCAGUCACUGCACCUCAUAUAUAGUCCAGUCCUCUCUCAAUUAAUCUAUGUAGUCCAGUCCUCUUUCAAUGUACUCACAGAUUUAUGAUGCAUUCCUGUAUUUACAGAUUUGUUAUGUGUAUGCAAUACUGUAUAUUAAUUUGUAAGGCAUUAUUACAGAAUUUGUAAAAAUAAGUAAUUCACCUUUCUUUUUUUUGUAAAUGCAAUACAAAUUGUGCAAUAUUUAGACCUGUAAUGAGUGCCUUAAGUUGGUGUAUUAAAUUAAAAAGCUUUACAAUGACACACUGUUUCGACGUUUUACAGUAGACUGCAAAUAAUGUACAAGUUUCAUCUUGCAAUAAAUAUAUG
This is a messenger RNA of Acipenser ruthenus (sterlet), 4522 nucleotides long. Its product is annotated as PDZ domain-containing protein 7-like. The record is from RefSeq and is a predicted model, not a curated record. NCBI's taxonomy places the organism in Eukaryota, Metazoa, Chordata, Actinopteri, Acipenseriformes, Acipenseridae. The transcript is spliced from 16 exons. Gene Ontology annotation, biological process: auditory receptor cell stereocilium organization; sensory perception of sound. Gene Ontology annotation, cellular component: stereocilia ankle link complex; cilium; plasma membrane. Gene Ontology annotation, molecular function: protein binding. Bases 708 to 3620 code for a protein of 970 amino acids.